AUGACCUCCCUGAUGACUGAUGCUGACGAUAUGACCACACAUAGUGUUCUUACAGAUACAGAUGAUCUGUCCACAAACAGAAGUGUCCUCACAGAUACAGAUGAUCUGUCCACACACAGAAGUGUCCUCACAGACACUGACGAUCUGGCCACACAGGAUAUCAUUACCAUAGCCUCUGACCUGCAGAAACUAUUGGUCCACCAUGAUCGGUCCCUCCAACAGAUCGUCCUCAUAGACAGAUAUAUAGCCAGACUGACCAGGCAGGCUCUUGUCUACCUCGAACAGAAACGUAAAGGCCAGGCUCUGAGGAUCCUCACACACAGGGCAAUAGCCAAUGGAAUCAAGUUCCUGUAUCGCCUCUACCGUCUACGCAAGUGGCAGCAAGUACAGCAAGUUGUGACGACCAUAAUGUAUACCCUAGGACAGGAGGCUCCAUCUCUCCCAACACCAUCAGACUACCCAAGUCUCUCUGACCCGGAGACUGACCAGACCACAGGUAUCUCAAAAACACUCAGUGUUGUCCACAGUGUCCAUUACAGGUAUGAUUAGUGUUUCCAUAGCAACCACUACAGGGAGGAUAAGUGUUGCUCUUAGCAACCAAUA
Molecule: messenger RNA, 603 nt
Organism: Pecten maximus
Lineage: Eukaryota; Metazoa; Mollusca; Bivalvia; Pectinida; Pectinidae
Exons: 2
Coding region: 1-549 (182 amino acids)
Source: RefSeq, a predicted model, not a curated record